AUGGAGUUGUCCAUCUCUCGCUCCUUUCAGUUUGGCCUACACCUUGGUGAGGCCAGUAAGCUAUUAUUUCUAGAGGAUCGAGCUCCUUUUGAGAACAUCGGAGAAAUAGCUUCCAUGGAGUUGUCCAUCUCUCGCUCCUUUCAGGGUAUGCAAGGACUUAUGUACGCCUUGGAUAAGAUUAAGAACAUGAAGGAGCAAAUGAAGGACAUGAGGACUGAGCGUGAUACUUUGCGCGGGGAGAUUAAGGAGCUAAAGAGCUGCAAGAAAGAGCUUGACCGUGUCAGAGAAGAGUUACGAACUCAACUUGAUGCUAAGGAGCAAGAUUCUAAUCGUUUGAAGUCUGCCUUGGCUGAUCUUGCUACUGCCCAAGCUCGUGUGGACAUGUUGGAAGGUCGGUUAGUCGAAAUUGGACUGGAGGCUGAGAUCUAG
Cannabis sativa is the source of this 429-nucleotide messenger RNA. RefSeq lists its product as uncharacterized. The transcript is spliced from 3 exons. The record is from RefSeq and is a predicted model, not a curated record. The coding region runs from base 1 to 429 and encodes 142 amino acids. Lineage: Eukaryota; Viridiplantae; Streptophyta; Magnoliopsida; Rosales; Cannabaceae.